ACACAUUGAUGCAUAACCUGCGUGUGUGUGCGUGUGUGUGUCCACUAUAGAACCCAACUAGACGCACAACUUGUAUGUGUUACAUUUACACGCAGUUUUCAUUCUCUUCUUCGUUGGUUCCACUUCACUUUAGUGAGACAUCCAAGAAUGCUGUUACAUCACUUCCCGUCGUCAGCUGGUGUUUCCUCCUCUGACUUCUCUAAUCCUUCACUUCCUCUUUCUGUACGAACAAACUCUUUCAACCACGCAGAGUAUUGGUACUAUUAGUAUUCCUAGUAUUAGUAUUAGUCUGUCUGUGUACUUGAACAACUUCUUUAAUAUUACACCAUCAGAGUCCGUGACUGAAACAACUCAACCGGCCCGAUAUGUAAAUGAGUGUUUACGUAAACGUCAGAGGGGGAGGAGCCAGAAAACAAGAAGUCACAGAAACGUCAACUUCUGUCUACGAAGCCCAGAAGACACAGAGUGAGACAGGUUCCAUCAGACAGACAGCUGGAGUCUGAACACAUGUGACAUCCUCUGUGCCCAAAACUCACAUCAGCACCGAAAACAUAGAAAACCUCCAAGAGGGAAAAAAGGCCUUUGUCUGACGCUCAGCGGGAGAAAGACGCUGAUCAGCUGCAGAUGGAGACGGUAUGUGAGGAUGACCUCUGCUGGCUGCAGCUUGAUGACUUCAGGAUGAUUCUCAUCAAAACCAUUGAACCUUGGAGAAUCACUCCCUACUUGCGACAGUGCCAGGUGGUCAGUGCUGAGGAUGAGGAGCAGCUCUUUAAUGAUCCGGCUCUCGUCAUAAGGAGAAGAAAAGUCGGAGCCUUGCUGGACCUCCUGCAAAGAACGGGUGUCAAAGGUUACACUGCUUUCCUGGAAAGUCUGGAGCUGGAUUAUCCUCAACUGUACAGCCGCAUCACCGGGAAGGAGCCCAACAGAACCUUCAGCAUCCUUAUUGACACAGCAGGCGAGUCCGGUCUGACUCAGUUCCUCAUGUCGGAGCUCAGCCGCUUGCAGAGGGCGCUGCAGGACGAGAGGAGGCGGCGCCAGCAGGCCUGCUCCGUCGCUGAGGAACAGCAGAAGCUGAAGGAGCGCGAGCUGAGGAAGCUGAGUGAGCGCGUGGAGAAGCUCCGGGAGGAGCGGCAGCUUCUGAGCGAGGAGGCGAAACAGCUCCGAGACCACAACUACAGCCUGAUGUCCGAAAUCAACGGCCUGGCCCAGGAAAAGAGCGCCGCCCUGCUGGCAAACCGUGACCUGCAGAUAGAGGUUGAACGUCUGAAACACACGGUGCAGCGAGCGGAGAACACGACCAGAAUCCUGAGAAGAAGAACAGUGAGACAGGAGAGCAACAUUCUGUCUCCUCCCAGCGAGACCUUCUCCCACGCAAACGGAGCGGAGGAAAAGGAGGAGCAACAGGAGGAGAAAAAGGAGGAGAAAAAGGAGGAGAGAAAGGAGGAGAGAAAGGAGGAGAAAAAGGAGGAGAGAAAGGAGGAGAGAAAGGAGGAGAGAAAGGAGGAGAAAAAGGAGAUUGACUUCCUCACAACAGUGCUACGGCUGAGGAGACAACUCCACAGAGCGGAGGAGCAGAGCGCCAAGAGCCUGGAGGAGAAGGAGGAGCUGGAGCUGUUCUCCACCCGGCUGAAGGGAGAUGUCAGGAUGUACCGUCAACGAAACAAACAAACCCUCAGACAGCUGGAGGAGGUGAUCAGAGAGAGAGACAAGGCUCUAUCUUCGCGGGCGGAGCAGCAGCAGGAGGUGCGGCUGCUCCUGCAGGAGAAGGACCACUACAGGGAGCAGGUCAGAACGCUCACUGAACAAUCCGAUAAAUUGGAGCUCCUCCUGCUGAGCUCACAGGGGGAGGAGCUACAGCUGAGAACACGCCUCCGCAGACUCAGCAGCAACACCCACCAGACUGAUCUGAGUGUGAGCAGCGAGGGGGAGGAGCCCAUGCAGGAGGCAGCUAAAGAGGUGCGCAGUGUGACACUCGGGGAGAACGAGGAGGUGCCGACGCUGCAGCAACAGGACUCGAGUGUGGGAGAAGCCAGAGAGUCUGAACAGAGGCCCAGCACAGCUGCAUCAUGGGACGAGGAGACGGACGGCUGUCUCACCUCCAGGCGACAUCGUUUCUUCUACCGCAGGAAGCGAGCCGUCCGGUCGAAGCUCGCCUGUAGGGAGAACACAGCCGGUAACCAUGACGACAGCAGCUCAAUCGACACCGACUCCGACUGAAGAAAAGAUGUUUAUUUCUGUCCCCUUUUAUUUGUUUUAGUCUCAACAGUUUUUACACAUGAAAGAAAAAGUUACAAAUUAAACAUUUGUUUGUUUUAAUGUUGAGGAUUAAAUCA
Molecule: messenger RNA, 2333 nt
Organism: Gasterosteus aculeatus aculeatus (three-spined stickleback)
Lineage: Eukaryota; Metazoa; Chordata; Actinopteri; Perciformes; Gasterosteidae
Gene: card9
Product: caspase recruitment domain family, member 9
Biological process (GO): regulation of apoptotic process; positive regulation of canonical NF-kappaB signal transduction
Cellular component (GO): cytoplasm
Molecular function (GO): CARD domain binding
Source: RefSeq, a predicted model, not a curated record